UCUGCGUACGCUGAUCCUUUUAGGGAGCAUCGUGUUUUCCAGAGACCUUGACUUAUUCCUGGACUGGGAUACGUUCCUGAACCCCGACCAUAUCGAGGCGGUUUAGCCACUUUCUAGAAUAAUUUUUCUCGGUGUAUUACCCUGUACUAUCUAUCGUAGCGUGUGCAGACAUGGCUGAUGUGAAAGUGUGUUUGAUUGUGAUCGAUGGUUGGGGUCUGUCAGACGAACAGAAUGGCAACGCCAUCGCCCACGCGCAGACGCCCGUGAUGACGGCGCUGUCGCAGGAUAAGGAGCGCUUUCUCACUCUGGACGCAUCGGGUCUGGCGGUGGGUCUUCCCAAAGGACUCAUGGGCAACAGUGAAGUGGGCCAUCUCAAUAUUGGCGCUGGCCGGCCCGUCUUCCAGGAUAUUGUCCGCAUCAAUUUGGACAUGGAGAAUAAAAAGUUGGGUGCUAAUCCGAGAUUCUUGGAAGCAUGUGAGAAUGCCAAGAAGAACGGUGGACGCUUGCAUCUUCUUGGCCUGGUGAGCGACGGAGGCGUACAUUCGCACAUCGACCACUUAUGCGCUCUCUUGGAAGGUGCCAAAGCAGCGCAUGUACCCAAAACGUUUGUGCAUUUCUUCGGCGAUGGCCGAGAUACCAGCCCUACAAGCGCAGCGGGUUAUUUGGAUCGUCUCCUGCAACACAUGGCCGCCAUUCAGUAUGGUGAAUUAGCCGACAUCACCGGACGUUAUUACGCCAUGGAUCGGGACAAGCGCUGGGAACGGAUAAAAGUGGCUUAUGAUGGAUUAGUGGCCGGCGCGGGAGAGACGGUGGAAAAUGCCCAGGAAGCCAGAAAUUUAAUAGAUAAACGCUAUAACCUACCGGAAAAUCAAGGCCGGGAAACCGAUGAGUUCCUGAAACCGAUUAUUGUUAAAGGGCUGGGGCGAAUUCAAGACAAUGACACCCUCGUAUUUUUCAAUUUUCGUUCGGAUCGUAUGCGCGAAAUUGUUGAGACAUUCGGCGUGAAAAGGAAUUUUGAAACCGACAAUUUUCCGAAAAAUCUGUAUGUAGCUUGUAUGACGCAAUAUAAUCAAGCCUGGACGUUUCCGUUGCUUUAUCCACCCGCCAAUACGGAAAACACCCUGUCAGAAUGGAUAUCUCAUAAGAAAUUCGCCCAGUUCCAUUGUGCUGAAACGGAGAAGUACGCUCAUGUAACAUUUUUCUUCAAUGGUGGAAAAGAGACGCAGGUGGAAGGGGAAGAACGCUGUAUGGUGCCGUCACCCAAAGUGCCCACCUAUGAUCACCAACCGGAAAUGAGCAGUGCUGGCGUUGCUGAUAAGAUGAUAGAAGCUAUUGGUUCUGGGAAAUACAAAUUCGUCAUGUGUAAUUUCGCCCCGCCGGACAUGGUGGGCCAUACCGGCGUCUACGAAGCGGCCGUCAAGGCGGUCACUGCUACUGAUAUUGCGAUUGGGCGCAUCUCGGAAGCGUGCAAACAACAUAACUACGUUCUGCUAAUUACGGCUGACCAUGGUAAUGCCGAGCAGAUGCUCGCCCCGGACGGCCAACCUCAUACUGCCCACACCACUAACCGAGUGCCGUUCAUAAUGGCGUUUACGUCGCGGAAAUUCCUGCAGCCGUCUCACAAUGCUGCAUUAGCGGAUGUUGCUCCCACCGUACUGGACUUGAUGGAUCUUGGUAAACCGAACGAGAUGGACGGUCAGAGUCUUCUGGCGCCGGCAUAGUCGAGCAAGCUGGAGCGUUUUGUCGUACUAUACACUCUUGUGUCUGUAGUCUCUCUGCCCUGUGACAAAUCAAAGUGUCUAUGAAAACUUCAUUAGUUUAAAUGACGAUAAUAAUUUACCGGUUGUUGUUUUGUUACCGUUGUGUCUGUUGAUUGUACAAGUGUGCGAAAUUUGUGAUACAAAAGAAUGGCCAGCCGUUA
Paramacrobiotus metropolitanus is the source of this 1921-nucleotide messenger RNA. RefSeq names its product 2,3-bisphosphoglycerate-independent phosphoglycerate mutase-like. Gene Ontology annotation, cellular component: cytoplasm. Gene Ontology annotation, molecular function: manganese ion binding. The transcript has 12 exons. Lineage: Eukaryota; Metazoa; Tardigrada; Eutardigrada; Parachela; Macrobiotidae. Gene Ontology annotation, biological process: glucose catabolic process. The record is from RefSeq and is a predicted model, not a curated record. Bases 171 to 1721 code for a protein of 516 amino acids.